Fusarium oxysporum Fo47 is the source of this 948-nucleotide messenger RNA. Its product is annotated as antibiotic biosynthesis monooxygenase family protein. Bases 38 to 682 code for a protein of 214 amino acids. The transcript is spliced from 3 exons. The record is from RefSeq and is a predicted model, not a curated record. NCBI's taxonomy places the organism in Eukaryota, Fungi, Ascomycota, Sordariomycetes, Hypocreales, Nectriaceae.
AUAACCUUCAACUUAUAACUGUCCAUCCACAUUCGCAAUGUCUGUAGUCUUUGAAUCUCUUCUCAUCAAGUUCAAACCCAUCCUGGUUGAACACCCCGAAUCCCCUCCGGCUUCUUUCUCAUCUGUGACCGAUCACCUCAAGUCAAUUCCUGGGGUCGAGUCCGUUUACCUUGGCAGGCCCCUCGAGAAGCCUGAUUACUGGGUUCUGGGUAUCCGUUGGGCCUCGCGCCCUGCCUAUGAUGCCUUCGUUUCCGGCUCUGCUGCCACCGAUUGGCAUGCCUCUUUGCGCGCCCUGCUGACUGAGCACCCUAUCGUCAGUCCGAUCGCAGAGUAUACAGGCCGUGCCGAGCUCGCCCUCCAUGCACCCAUUACAGAGUUUUGUACCUGUUGGGGUGCUGAUGAAACCUUCACGGAGGAUAACAUGAAGCCAUUCGCCGUUGCUUGUGAGGAGGGUGGGUUGGCUGGGCUUCAUGGCUUGGCUUAUGGCGAAUUUGUACAAGGAGAACAUGAGAACCCUUCAGUUAUUCCUGGUCGAGCAUCCAGGCUACUGAUGGGUUGGGAUAGCAAAGAGGCCCAUUUGCAACACAAAAACAAUGGAAGUGUGAUUGAUGAUAACGUAUACUAUUUGCUUGCUCGGAAUCAGAGCCUUGAAAUAUAUCAUGUCCCUUUCAAAAAGCUCUGAGAGACUCAGCUUCACGCCCAAAGCUUGCAGAUAAUAUCAGAUUGUUAUUGGAUUAAGUAGAGAACAAAAUAACACUGAGUCAAUGCGCCGUCGAAAAUCAGAUACCUUGAAAGCUGUCACUUGUCAAUGUGAGGCUCUCUCUUCCUGCCAAUAAGCACCGUCUUGUUUCCGUAUUCGUCCCGAUGAAAUGCGAUCCGUCCUUGACACCAUUUCUAUACCAUUCAAUCAUCCUGCGACUUUUCUUACCCACCCUUGAAACUUCAUCU